Molecule: messenger RNA, 645 nt
Organism: Capsella rubella
Lineage: Eukaryota; Viridiplantae; Streptophyta; Magnoliopsida; Brassicales; Brassicaceae
Exons: 2
Coding region: 59-433 (124 amino acids)
Biological process (GO): cell fate determination
Source: RefSeq, a predicted model, not a curated record
CUCUCUCUCUCUCUCUCUCUCUCUCAACACACAAGUAACAAUCCAAUAACAAUUGACAAUGGCAUUUGCCCGUAAAUGUUUUCUUGUUUUUUUGGUUCUCUCUAUGGUCUCUCAAGGACUGUGCCAUUGCACUUUCGGUAAGAUCCAGAUCGGAACGGUGAGAACCGGGAGAGAAAUCGCUGGACAACCAGAGUGGAAAGUGACGGUAAGCAACACGUGCAAAUGUUUUCAGAAGCACGUGACUCUGUCUUGCGGAGGGUUUGCUCCUGCGAAGCCUGUCAAGCCAUCGCUGCUUCGCCCACAAGGAAACACGUGUCUUCUGAUUAAAGGAGCAGCUCUGCCAGCUGGCGCAACCGCUCAGUUCGCUUACGCCGGCCAGCCUUACAUCUUCAGACCCGUAGGUUCCACAGUCGACCCACGUUGCAAGAACUGACUUCUUCCCUCUGUUACGAAUUCUUAUUAAUUAAAAAACAUUUGUGGUUAUCAUAUAUUUCUUGCUACUCAAGGACGAGGAUGUUUCUUAUUGUCCAAGAAACUGGAUUUAUGAAUUCUUGUGUGAAACUUGAGUUUUACAUACAGAAUUAGAUGUUAGACGAUUAUGCAUAUAUAUGAUCAUCUGAGGAAUAAUCUCUUCAUCUUCACUUU